Messenger RNA from Cotesia congregata, 2733 nucleotides. NCBI's taxonomy places the organism in Eukaryota, Metazoa, Arthropoda, Insecta, Hymenoptera, Braconidae. The record is from the annotation of a GenBank genome assembly.
AUGAACAAACGCGGUGGUGCUGUUGUUGGUGGCGGUGGUGAAGAACCAUCGGCAGUACCGAGACCUGGUAGUCUCAAGGACCCCGAGAUUGCCGAAUUGUUUGAGAAAAAUGACCCGGAAAAAAUAUUUGAAGAUCUGCGGGAGAUCGGACAUGGAAGUUUCGGGGCUGUUUACUACGCCAGGUGUUUACUCACCAAAGAGAUUGUUGCUAUCAAGAAAAUGUCCUAUCUUGGGAAGCAGACGGUGGAAAAAUGGCAGGAUAUUCUCAAGGAAAUACGCUUUCUGAGACAGCUUAAUCAUCCAAAUACCAUUGAAUAUAAAGGAUGUUAUUUGCGUGAUCAUACAGCAUGGCUGGUAAUGGAGUACUGUCUUGGCUCGGCUUCUGACAUAAUAGAAGUCCACAAACGUCCAUUAAAAGAAGACGAGAUUGCAGCAAUAUGCGAAGGAGUAUUACGCGGAUUACAUUACCUCCACUCGUUAGGUAGAAUACACCGUGACGUUAAAGCCGGUAAUAUUUUAUUAACUGAAAAUGGGACAGUUAAACUCGCAGACUUUGGUUCUGCUAGUAUUAAAUGUCCAGCGAAUAGUUUUGUGGGUACUCCUUACUGGAUGGCUCCGGAGGUUAUUCUGGCUAUGGACGAGGGUCAGUACGAUGGAAAGGUUGACGUUUGGUCGCUCGGAAUCACGUGUAUCGAAUUGGCGGAAAGAAAACCACCGUAUUUUAACAUGAACGCUAUGAGUGCGCUUUAUCAUAUCGCGCAGAAUGAUACACCAACGUUAAAUUCUCCAGAUUGGUCAGAUGUGUUUGGAUAUUUUGUUGAAGUAUGCUUGACUAAGAGUCCAAAUGAACGGCCAUCGUCUGGUACAUUACUUUUGCAUCCGUUUGUAACACGUACGCGUUCACCUCAAGUUUUAAUCGACUUGAUUCAACGAACAAAAGCAGCAGUACGUGAAUUAGAUAAUUUAAAUUAUAGAAAAAUGAAAAAAAUAUUAAUGAUUGACGCUUGUGAAACUGAAAGUGCUGCUGGUGACGCUGAUGAUACACCUGACGAACAAACAGGUGGUGAUAGCAGCAAGAGCAAUUCAAUAACAUCAGAGCACUCGAUUCAUUCAAUGGGUGUUUCAGCAAGUUCACAAAGUUCAUCAACAAAUAGUCUACCACUGCCGAACGCAGAUGCAAAUGAUUUUUCAUCUGGAUCUGUUCGUAAUCGCCACAAAGUAUCGGGUGUCACUGCCAAUUUGCUCGAACAUGGUGCCAAUAAUUUUGCCACAAUACGUACUACAUCAAUAGUUACUAAACAACAAAAGGAGCACAUGCAAGAAGAAAUGCAUGAACAGAUGAGCGGUUACAAGCGCAUGCGUCGUGAACAUCAAGGCGCGCUUGUUAAACUCGAAGAGCGCUGCAAAAUGGAAGUUGAGUCACACAAACAGCUCCUAGAUAAAGAGUAUGAAACUUUAUUGCAGCAGUUCAGCAAGGAACUGGAAAAACUGCAGUUCAGGCACAUGCAGGAGUUAGAGCGUAAGUUGAAACAAAAUCAAAAUGCCGAGAAGAAAUUACAGAAGGAAAUAAUUGGUCGUCAGGAGGCUGAUCGCAAAGCACUGGAGACUCAGCAGAAACGCGAGUACAAGGCUUACAAAGAACGGUGGAAGAAAGAGCUUUCACAAGAUGAAGUUACACCCAAGCGACAACGUGAUGCAACUCUUCAGAGUCAGAAGGAUAAUUUGAGGCAAAUGGAGGCUCAAGAAGAGCAGCGACUCGCUCGAGGCCAACGCGAGUAUCUCGAUCUGGAGAUACGUAAAUUUCGCAGAAAAAAAUUGCUCAUUUUUCACAGUCUUGAACAGGAAUUGCUGCGCGAGGAGCUCAACAAACGCCAGCAGCAAUUGGAACAAGCGCAUGCCAUGCUGUUGAGGCAUCAUGAGAAAACUCAAGAACUUGAGUACCGACAACAAAGGGCGGUACACUCGUUAAGAGAAGAACAAAUCCAACGACAACACGCCACUGAGCUAUGUAACCAGCAGGAUUAUAUGCAGCGCGCUGAGCGGGAUUUGAGGAAGAAACACGCGCUUGAAUUAAAACAGCAACCGAAGAGUUUGAAGCAGAAAGAGAUGCAGAUCAGAAAGCAGUUCCGCGAGACUUGCAAGAUUCAGACGCGCCAGUACAAAGCUCUCAAGGCCCAGAUUUUACAGACGACACCUAAGGAUGAGCAGAAAACGGUGAUCAAAAAGCUUAAGGAGGAACAAAGACGCAAGCUCGCUCUGCUGGGUGAUCAGUACGAACAGAGUAUUGCUGAGAUGCUGCAGAAGCAGAGUAUCAGGCUGGACGAGUCCCAGGAGGUUGAGUGUCAUCACCUUAAAGAGCGACUUAAUUACGAGCUCGAGAUUCUGAUGGCGUAUCAGUCCAAAAACAAAAUGCAAGCUGAAGCCCAGAGAAACCGCGAACGUCGUGAGCUAGAAGACCGUGUUUCUGUAAGACGGGCUUUGCUUGAACAGAAAAUGGAGCUUGAAACUCAAGAAUUUCUGCAGGAACGCAGCGAAAGAAUCAGGUUGUUGCAUGAGAGGCAGGAACGCGAACUUCAGCAGUUUGACGACGAGAGCGCAAGAAUUGGUUUUAGCGCAUUAGCAAUAGCCGAAGCAUCAAAAGAAUCUUAUCCAGACGACGAUAGUCUAAGUGGUUCCAUGUUGAGUUUAGCUCACAGCAAUAGCUCUACAUCUUUUCCUCCCAAUAGUCUUUAA